This is a messenger RNA of Arabis nemorensis, 3525 nucleotides long. NCBI's taxonomy places the organism in Eukaryota, Viridiplantae, Streptophyta, Magnoliopsida, Brassicales, Brassicaceae. The record is from the annotation of a GenBank genome assembly.
AUGGAUGCGAGAGAAAUCAAUGGCUCUGCCUCCGCCGUUAGAUCGAUAUCUCUUCCUAAGCAGCCGGAUUACAGUAGCAAGCAUGUUCAGGAGGCGUUGAUACAUUUGGCAUCUAUCAACCUCAGGGAGUUAUGUAAUGAGGCGAAGAUUGAGCGUUGUCGUGCAACCAGAGACUUGGCGAGCUGUGGACGGUUUGUCCACUAUGUGUUAAACCCAUGUGGACAUGCCUCCUUGUGCACAGAGUGUUGUCAGAGGUGUGAUGUUUGUCCAAUCUGUAGAAGCCCACUACCGAAAACUGGAUAUAGACUUCGGCUUCGUCUCUACUACGAAUGUGUUGAAGCUGGUUUAAUUUCUCAAACAUAUGAAGAAGUGUCACAUGAUUUGGAUGAAGAUGAACAUCAAUUGGCAGCUGAUGUUCAACGCCUUUAUUCUCUGUUUGAUGUUGCCAUGAACAACAAUUUGAUAUCUGUAGUUUGCCACUAUAUCACCAAUGUCUGUAUGGAUGAGACAGCUGUAUCUAGUGACCCGGUCAUUGCUUUCUUGCUGGAUGAAGUUGUUGUCAAAGAUUGGGUCAAGCGUACUUUCCGGAGCAUCUUGGCUGAGCUUCAAGAAAUCUAUAGGCUUGGAACAAAAGAGAUGCAAGGGUGGUUAGAUAAGCUCCUAAAGUGUUCGAAACAGGUGGCUGGCAUAUGUAAUGUGCUUGAAGUUAUGGAAUCAGCUUUUAAGGGUUCUGUUUCACCUCAGCUUCAAGACGUGCAGAAGCUUAGGGAGAACAUUGGAAAAACAAAGCAGCAUCUGGACAUAAUGGUCUGGUGCAUAAGACACGGAUUUCUGGAGGAUGUGAGGUCUCGGUAUUCUAAUUUCACAUCGUGGAAUGCUCUUGUACAUGAAAGGAAAUCAAAUGCAAUUAAACGUGCAUGGCCUGAUGCUGUAGACCAAUCUUCAGAUUGCAAUGUACAGGGUGCUUCCCUCUUUAUCGAGGAUGCUUUAGAAAAUCUUGAGAGAGAGCCAGAGUAUAGUCAGGAAAUAGGGGCAGACCUGGAAGUUAAAUGUUUGCAGAACGAUAAGAGAUCAUUUCUUAGGCCAAAAAUAGAGGGAACUUCAGGAUCUUAUCCAUUUGAGAAUCUUAGAACUGCUGCUGACAUACUCUUUUUACAUGGCAGUUCAGAUUUGGUUGUUGCGAAGCAAGCAAUUUUUCUUUACUACCUGUUUGAUCGGCAUUGGUCUACCCCUGAUAAACAUUGGAAGCACAUUAUAGAUGAUUUUGCUGCUACGUUUGGCGUAACCAGGCAUUCACUGCUAGAGUCUUUUGUAUUUUACCUUCUUGAUGAUGACUCAAAGGAGGCACUCGAGGAGGUUUGCAGGAUUCUUCCUGAAAUAUGUGGUCCAGAAACCUACCCUAAGGUUGCACAAGUCCUGUUAGAAAGGGAAAACUCUGAAACAGCUCUUAUGGUUUUGCGUUGGUCUGGUCGUGAUGGUGUAUCAGAUUUGGUUUCAAUUGGUGAAGCUGUCACAGCUCUUCGUGUGAGAGUGGAAUGUGGGCUUCUGAGUGAAGCAUUCACAUACCAAAGGGCACUCUGCUUGAAAGUAAAAGAAAAUAAAUUGAAAAAUGGAGCUGUGAAACAUGUGUCUGAUGAUUUAGACAGCUGGAGUUGGAUGGAAUGGAUGGAGAUUCUUGUCAACGAAUUCUGCUGCCUUUCUAUUAGGAGAAACUUGGUUGAUCGAAUCAUUGAGUUACCGUGGAACCCAGAUGAGGAGAAAUAUCUGCACAGGUGCUUAUUAGAUUCUGCAGCUGAUGACCCCUCAUCACCUGUGGGAAGUCUUUUGGUUGUCUUUUAUCUUCAGCGUUACCGUUACAUCCAGGCAUACCAAGUCGAUCUUAGGCUCCAGAAAAUUGAAGAGGCUUUCGUGUCCGAAAAUCAAGUUGGGGAAGAAGUUUUGUCUAGAAUGCAAUCACAGUGUCAUUGGAGAAAAGAGUUAGUUGAUAAAGCCAUAGAUAUACUUCCAGCCAUUCAGCAGCAGGAAGUUAGAUCAGGACAAUUUCCUGAGAUGGAAGAUACUGCUUCUGAAGCGGCAAGAAAUUCUGAUCUUCCUGAUGCACCUGAGAUGAUUACUUCUUCAGUUCCCGUUUCUACUAAUUCCGUAUUUCUUCAACGGGCUAAUAAUGCCAGCGCUAGAGAGCCAGUAGCUAAUAAUGGCAGUCCUUUUAAACCCAGUCAUUUGAUAGGAAACUCUUCCCUUGAUAUUUCUUAUGGAAGAUUAUUUACAAGCACGAAUAGAGGAGAAAAGAGUGAAAUUAGAAGCAUAACCAAGACCCUGAAAUUCGGCGAGGCGUCAACUCCGUUCAAAGAUCUUAAUAGAGCUCAUGGGAACAGUCAGCUCAAAGGAAAAAGAACUGAAGAAACCUCUCCGGAGACAAAUGUUGAUAGAUUCAUGGAGAAUAAUAUGAGCUCUCCUUAUCUCCGCCGGGUCACAGCUAACAGUCCUGUAACAAUGAAACCCAGCAGCAACCAUCUCAAUGGAUCUGCACAGAAACCGAAAUCUACUUUCUUUGGCACUAGGAUGCAACCAGAAAAAGAACUCGCGUCCCAUAACUUUGUCCAUUUGGAUUAUCCAAUGGACAUGUCUUCAAGCUUGAAGGACAACAAGAACGUCUUGGCCAACGAAAGCGGAAACAACGGUAGCGGAUUGAGGUGGCGGUCAGAUGAAACAAGCGAUGAGGAAGAUGAACCGAAAUGGAGCAUGGGACCGACUACUAGUUCCGGUUCCAUACCGGUUAAGGAAAGGAGGAGACGUCUUCAAUAUGAUAAUAACAAUUGCGAGAUCGGUGUAUUUUCCAAACUCACAAAUGCUUAUUGCCUCGUUGCCCCAAAAUCUGCCUCAAACUUCUUCACUGGCUUUGAAUCGAAGUUAAAAGGUGUUAUCCCCAUUGUUACGACCUCUAUAGGAGGAACUCAGACUAUUGGUAGUCUUUGUGUUGGUAACAAAAACGGACUUCUUUUGUCUCACACCAUUACAGAUCAAGAGCUUCAACAUUUGAGAGAUAGUUUGCCUGAUGAAGUUGUAGUCCAGAGAAUCGAGGAACCUCUAUGUGCACUUGGAAAUGCCAUAGCUUGUAAUGACUAUGUCGCGCUUUCGCAUCCAAAGCUCGAGAAAGAAACGUUAGAGAUAAUAAGUGAUGUUCUUGGUGUUGAAGUUUUCCCGCAAACCAUUGCGAAUAACGAACUUGUGGGAAGUUAUUGUGCCUUAUCCAAUAAAGGUGGAAUGGUUCACCCGGACACCAAAGUCGAGGAAAUUGCCGAACUGGCGAAUCUUCUUCAAGUGCCUUUGGCUGCAGGAACAGUGAACCGUGGGAGCCAAGUAAUAUCUGCGGGCUUGAUCGUGAACGACUGGACCGCUUUCUGUGGAUCAGACACAACUGCAAUAGAGCUCUCUGUUGUUAACAGCAUCUUCAAGCUAAUGGGAUCCCAGCCCGGUUUUGUCAUUACUGAAAUGAGAAAGUCUUUGAUCGAUACCUCUGUCUAA